UUAAGCAGAAUCCACAUUCAAUUCAUGAGUUCUUAAACGCAAUAUGAAUUCCUCCUAACGAGCCACCGUGCCGCCCGUUCGGAAUUGUCGUUCGUUACUGUGCUGUCCGUUUCCUUUAGAGUGAACGUACAACUACAAUUAUUUGUCACGGUUGGGGUAGGCUGUAUGGAGAUUUCGCGGAACGCCACAAUUCUUUGAAGGAUGGAGUCGCCGCCGACCCUGGAGGCCACUUACCAGGCCGUGUACUCUUUAUAUAAUAAUACAAAUCCAAACGAACCAGUGAAAGCGUCAGCAUGGCUAGGGGAGCUGCAGAAAUCGGUAUACGCAUGGAAGAUAGCUGACGAAAUGCUUCAUCAAAAACGGGAUGUACAGUCCUGUUAUUUUGCUGCGCAAACAAUGCGUACCAAAAUCCAACUUUCUUUUCACGAAUUACCUCCAGAAGCUCAUGCUUCACUGAGGGAUUCGUUGAUGGACCAUAUAUUACAAAUUAAUGAGAAUACUAAUAAUGCUAUUGUCACACAGUUGUGCUUAGCAUUAGCAGAUCUGGCCCUACAAAUGUCUUCAUGGCAAAAGCCAGUAGUGGAUUUAAUUAAUAGGUUUGGGGGGAGCACCAUUUAUCUGUGGCCAUUACUUGAAAUACUGACAGUGCUCCCAGAAGAAGUAAAUUCCAGAUCACUUAGAUUAGGAGCUAAUCAUAGACAACAUAUAUUGCUCGAACUUAAAGCAAGUGCAGAUAUCUUAACAGAGUUUCUGAAAAUGUGUGUGAAGAAUGGUGGAGAAAAUGUACAAAUACGAGUCACUACUUUGCGAUGUUUCACCAGUUGGAUAACUGUUCAUGCAAUACCACUGGAAGCUAUACCCUCGAGCGACGUUGUCGCUUAUGCUUUGCAGAUACUCGGCAAUCACAUGGAGGGUUCGCAAUUGCACGAAGCAGCCUCCGAUUGCAUUUGUGUGAUUCUGCAGGCGUUAUAUGCAGAUAAUAAUGCAAAUCACGAUAGCGAAAACCAGCUGAGCGUGCAGUUACGACAAUUGCAAUCCUGUCUCUUCGCAAGUGUGAUGAAUCUGGAACAACCGUAUCACUUGUCUGUCGCGCACGAGGACACAGAAAAAUCUAUAAAUUACUGCCGAAUAUUUACGGAAUUAGCUGAAACUUUUCUGGACACCAUGGUGGCGGGUAGUGAAGGAGGGAAACAGCAUUAUGCCAUCAAAAUUUUAGACCUUGUCCUAACAUGUGUUGGUCACCAUGAUUAUGAGGUUGGACAAAUAUCGUUCAAUUUGUGGUAUCGGCUGUCGGAGGUUCUUUAUCACAAGAAUAGCGACGAUCUCAAUGCUAUAUUUCGGCCUCACAUUGAGAGACUGAUCGGUGCUCUCUGUAGGCAUUGUCAAAUGGAACCUGAUCACUUGGGUCUCGUGGAAGAAGGUGUGGGAGGUGAAGAAUUUGCUGACUUCCGAUUUCGCGUGUCGGAUCUGAUCAAAGACGUAGUAUUCAUAGUCGGAAGUAGCCACUGUUUCCGACAAAUGUUCUCGUCAUUGACCGGUGGACCUGGACCACAAGGUCAACCUAUACAUACACCUACUUGGGAUUCGACCGAAGCUGCACUUUUUAUAAUGCAAGCAGUGGCAAAGAACAUUCUACCGGAAGAAAACGAUGUGGUACCCAAGGUAGUAGAGGCUAUACUCAAUUUACCAGAAAAUACCCACAUAGCUGUGCGGCACACCAGUAUUCUUCUAUUAGGUGAACUAUGCGAAUGGAUAGAUAGCCAUCCACGAUCUUUAGAGCCAGUGUUGAAUUUCCUCUUGGCGUGUUUAAAUCAAAAAGGUUUAGGAAAUGCCGCCUCAGGUGCGUUAUUAAGUAUUUGUACAGCCUGUCCAUUGCAUAUGGCAUCACAUUUCUCUGGACUUCUUCAAAUAGCAUGUUCUUUGGAUAAUUUUGCUAUUAAUUAUGACGCAGCCCUUGGCCUAUUAAAAGGAGUGUCGGUAGUAUUGGCGAGAUUACCAGAAGAAGAGGUCACCAGAGCAAUGAGAGAACUGUGUGGUUUCCACGCGACUUCUCUAUGGACACUCCUAUCGGACAGAAUUCCAAUUGAGAGAGGAACAAAGACUGAUCCUGUGAUAUGGCUGGAUAGAUUAGCCACUGUAUUUAAACAUACUAAGCCUGCAGUAGCGGAAGAUCCCAAUAAGCCUCAUCCUUGUGAAGGCAUAGUCACCGAAAUGUGGCCAAUACUAUCUAAUGUGUGCACGACAUAUCAGCGGGAUGUACGAAUCAUGGAGAGAUGUUGCCGUUGUAUACGCUUCGCUAUACGUUGCGUAGGUCCACGUUCGGCCCAUUUGCUCGAGCCGAUCAUAAAAGAGAUUGUACCGUUGUAUACAUUAAAUCAACAUAGUUGCUUUUUGUAUCUCGGAUCUAUAUUAGUGGACGAAUUCGCCAAAGACGCAAUAUGUGUGUGGAAUUUAUUGAAUAUGUUACAAGCUCUCAUCGGUCCAACUUUCGCUCUUCUUGAGGAAGAGGAUGGUUUAAAGAAUCAUCCGGACACAGUAGACGAUUUAUUCAGACUAUGCGCCAGAUUCCUUCAAAGAGCACCUGUUCCCUUGUUACAAUCUCCCAUUAUCGGGAGCAUUGUAGAUUGUGCGAUAAUGGCAUGCAGUUUGGACCACAGGGAUGCUAACAGCUCAGUAAUGAAAUUCUUUUACGACCUCUUGAACAGCGGUCGUAUUCACAAGGAUCGUCCGGAUUACACGAGACGGCGACAAAUGGUGCAAAGCAUAUUACAAGAGAAGGGUCAUACAUUCGUUAUAAAAUUACUGCACGCCUCGGUGUUUUCAUUACCGUCUUACAUGUUGUCCGAUAUAGCAGAUGUAAUUAUAGAACUUGUCCAACAUGAUAGAGAGCUCACGUCAAAAUGGCUGGAAGAAGCUAUCAAGACAAUGCCAUCGCAGAAUGCGAGUGGUUCUCCUACAGCCACGCCCGAACAACUGCUCGAAUUUCAUAAUACAAUUACGAGUGCAGAGUCAGCGAAAUCUGUUACUACCGCUCUGCGAAAUUUUGCACGCCUGUAUCGCUGAUGCGUUCUGCUGAUGCGUGCGAUAUAUUCGUUUUAUUAAAUUCUCCUUAAAUUACAAAUUGCGAAGAUCUUCCAUCAAGCUUUGAAUACGUCGUCGUCGUUGGUGAGUGAAAAUUUCAAUACGACGAGAUGUAAUACAGUGAGUCGAUGUCGUAGAAAUACAGCAGGAGAGAAAGAGAAAGAGAAAAUUUUCCUUGAUUACUAUCUAUAGUGAUGUUUGCAAAGUAUAUCGAUACACAUCUCGUACUUGGAGAUGCAUCUUUUUUUUGUAAGCAAUUAUACAAAAGAGGAAAUCCAUCGUAUUUGUUUAUACAUUUAUUUGUAUUAUCUCUUUCGUGCAUUUUGAUACACAUUUAUGUUUUGCACAUUAAUGAUCGUCGCAAGAAACUAUUAUUAAUUUAUACAAUAUCUAUUAUUAGAUAUGGACAAAUAUUUAUAUGUGUAUAAAACGAACAUUUUCAAAUUUAUGAUAUCUUUUAUUUAUAUAUCAAUAAAAGAAUUUAUCUUUGGGCAAAUAAUUUUAUACAGAUGGAAGAAAACAUAUACCUUGCAGACAUACUAUAAACAGUAAACGCGUAAAAAUCAUGAAAACGAAAUGUAUGCGUGCUGACCACUUUAUUUAUAAAUUAACUAGAUUAUACUGACUCAUUUUGCUUGUGUGUGAAAUAAUCUGUUAAUCGACAAAAAUUUUAUAACACUAUUUUUUACUGUCUCGACUACUAUUUUGACGUCACAAUUACAUUUACUUAGCAAACAAAUUUUAUCACAUUUAUCUUCGCAUGAACGAAUACAGUUCAUGGCCGACGAAUAAUAUAUGUGGAAAGCACAUUUGUGAGAAUUAAAAUAACUUUUAGGCCUGCAUCUGCAAAUGUACUACAAUGUUCAUUAUUUUGGAAAGAAUACAAAUCUUUAUUGCCUCUAUUGCAUACUUAAACAUUUGUGUGCGCAUAUGUUAUAAUUAAAAACGAAGAUUUUAGUAUAAAGUUUGACAAUGACAUCCGUUGUUGUUCCUCAACUUAUACUGCACAAGACACUAGGCAGCAUUUCUAAAUUAAAUGAUGAUUAUAUUACUUAACAAUUUACUCGGCCUUUUAAAACCAUUUGUAGUUAAUUUUCAAUUUGUAUUUUAUAAUAGCGUUAUAGCAAAAACAAUUUUCUCGCGAUUGUAUCAAUACACGUGAAGUAAUUACUCCAAUUACAAUUUUGUGUAGAAAAUUUUAGAAGUUUAUACAAAAUUUUCCAUGUUUGCACAUAUAAAGUCCAUUUCUAGUACGUAUAUAUGUACACACAUAUAUAUAUAUAUAUAUAUAUAUAUAUAUAUAUAUAUAUAUAUAUAUAUAUAUAUAUUUUAAGCAUGUUCUAAUAAUUGUACAAUAUAUAUAUGAUAAUCGUACGUAAAAUAGCACUUUGCUGCAAUACUGUUCGUAAAGGAUGAUUACAUUCGUUUGUUCAUAAACGAAUACAAGGAUAAUUGAUAUAUUGAUAGUGUUACGUUAAAUCUAUGUUUAAGUGUACAGAUAGUUUACAUAUGACAAAUUUAAGACACUGCUUUUCAUGGAGUGUUAAUGUACAGAUGAAUUACUGUGGUAAAGAUAAGUAAUAAUAGAGAGAGUGAGAGAGUGAGAGAUAGAGAGAGAGAGAGAAAUGGUUGUAACGUACACACAUAUGUACUAUGUGCGCAAAACGCACGGCGUGAGAAACAAACCCGUUCGUCUUCGAUGGUAUACACCUAUGGGAUAUCCACCUACGAAUACCGUCAACAAUGUAGCAUUUACGUUGUUAAAGCUAAUCGUCGUCAUUUUGUUUUUCGUAUAGUAACGGCUCAUCGAUCAAUCGCAAAAUAAAGUGAUAUUUUUUACGGAA
This is a messenger RNA of Odontomachus brunneus, 4925 nucleotides long. RefSeq names its product transportin-3 (gene Tnpo-SR). Lineage: Eukaryota; Metazoa; Arthropoda; Insecta; Hymenoptera; Formicidae. The record is from RefSeq and is a predicted model, not a curated record. The coding region runs from base 202 to 3063 and encodes 953 amino acids. Gene Ontology annotation, molecular function: small GTPase binding. Gene Ontology annotation, biological process: protein import into nucleus. Gene Ontology annotation, cellular component: cytoplasm; nuclear membrane. The transcript is spliced from 19 exons.